UGUAGAUAUCGUGAGCUUUUUUGUUUUUUGCUAGGUAUUUUAAACUCUUGGUUGAAAGCGUUAUGAAUCCCUUUAGUGAAGACCAUACAAAAAUGUACUUUUAUGAAACCAGAUUGAAUACCUACGUGGGGUGGCCGUUCGAAGAGGGGUGCGCUUGCACUCCAGAGAACGUAAGUGUCUAGCACUGCUAACGUAGUUAACUAGCUAGCAAAACAAACUGGCUAACGUUAACUAGCUCGACCAUGACUUUCAGAAAUGCACGUAGUAACUAGCUAACUGCACAAAGUUGUCCAUUAUUUGGUGAUAAACUUUUAUCUCAGUUAGGUUACACUAAAUUAUGCUAUUGUUUCACUCUGGUCUAAUCUACUAGCGAUAACGUUACCACCAUUAACGUUACUUCCCUGCUGUGCAUUCCAGAUGGCCAAAGCUGGAUUCAUCCACACCCCAACAGAGAACAGCCCGGACAUAGCCAAGUGCUUCUUCUGUCUCAAAGAACUGGAGGGUUGGGAGCCAGACGAUGACCCAGAGUGAGUUGUAGGACAAUGUUCAUGGCUAAAGAAGCCUAGAUUGGUUAUUUGUCAUUUUAUUAUUAUUUACUAGCCUCCUCGCAUGGCAAGGGUUUAAGCUAAUUAGCUAGCUACUACCCCAUGCAUAGACGCUAACUGCUUUUAGCGCCUAAUGAUGAAGAUAUCUUCUUCCAGGGCUUUUCUUAAGAGCCCCGACGCUCGGUCUGAAAGUGAACACGCAUCGCUUGCGGUACGUCUUUGCGAACGUAGUUAACUUUCAUAUCAGCGAGAGAUUAUUUUCCGAAAACAAAAGGUUAAAUUACUAUACACCUUCUAGGGUUAGCGUUCCCACAAGGCCAUAUCUCCAUUACAGCGCUUUCGGAAGCCAGAUUGGAAGAAAGAGGCGACCACCUUUACUAAUAAGCCAUCUAGUGUACUCCGAACACCUGUGUGUAACAAAAAUGUCUCCGCUAAAAUCUCAAAUCCGUUUUCAUUUAGGAGCCUGCUCAGAUAAGGUAUUGGUGAUCUCCUUUAUCUCCCUGUUAUACAUCUUGGGAUGGCCAGUUUGUUGAGUUCCUUUAAUGACGACCUGUGAGCUCCUCCGGGCAGGGGUAACCAGGCCCUGAAGUUGGUCUUUAGCAGCUUUCUGGCAAAGUCAAGGCACAGUUUAGUGUGUCUGUCAGAUAGGGUUCACAAGCUGAGGGGACGGAGUGCCUCUGUGUACCCUGAGUACCUCUGGCCAAGGAUGAUCUUACAGGCUGUUUCUGUGUGCGUUUCGGCCUGGUCUGUAGGCAGAGAACUGCCAGUACAGGGUGCAUAUAGCCACAUUUCUUCAGACACUGCAGAGCAAACAGCUUCCUGUUGGCAGAUGUCCGCAUGUGGUCCACUUGACUGUCCUAUUGUAAGUUGUUCUGGAUGGUGACCCCCAGGACUCUGACUGUCAGACUUCCAGGGUGUUCCGGUCAAUGGAGAGAGUCGGCAGUUGAGAAUUGGCUGUUUUGGCUGCCAGAGCCAGUUUACCUCUGAAAAUAACACAAGGUCCUUGGACCCCGACCUUAAGGAGUAAUGGCAGUGUGCCUACGCUCAUUAAGAGUACAUUCUUGGGCUAGCUAGCUACAUACUCUGAAGAGGUUUGUGUGUAACUACAAGGUUGCUUGUUAAAGCCUGCUUCAUCAACUGGUGAUGGCUAGGUAACACUAACAUACUGUCUGAGAUAUAGCAAUACAAUCAUUUGAAAAGGGUCCUUUUUAGGACCUGUGCGAGACAGAAUGUUGAUUAAAAUUAAAUUUGAACUCUACUGGUUGUCUAGUAGGUUAUUUGUGUAGCUGGAAAUUGUAGAUAAAAUGUCACCUGAAGCAUGCGCAAAACCAUGUAAACAUGCACGGCCUCGGCUGGUAUGCAUGCAUCGCGUGCAUGUAUUUACAUGUUCGCAUGCCUCAGGUGCUAGAAAUCUGAACACACUACCACCUAGCUAUCACCAGAUAAUGAAUGGGGCUACCGGUAGUGAAUGUUUAGCCUCUGCCCAGUGAGUGAAGACCUGGGAGCCGAGGCUAGUUCAAGCUCUGUUCUUGCUGUUCCUCUUCAAUUGCUACACUAGAAACGGGAUACAAUUUAGUAUUGUUGUUUCUAUUGAUCCCAUUGCUAAUGUUUUCUUCUCAUCAUGGCAUGACUCUUGUUUCAGGAAGGAGCAUAAGUCCCAUUCACCCAGCUGCAACUUCAUCUCCCUGAAGAAGAGCGUGAACGACCUGACUGUGGAAGAGUUCCUCAAACUCCAGAAAGAGAAGCAGAAAUUCCACAUUGUAAGUUGAGCUAGGACUAGGUCUUUGGAAAUCCCAAUAUUAAUAUUGUCAAUGGGUAUAAUUAUGUUAACUAAGUAGGUUUAGUGCUCCUCCUAUUGUGUGAUUUUACUGUAUAUGGGUAGAACAAGAAUAUCAACAACUACAUAUUCUAUUAACUUUAAUUUAAUCAGGGGAGCCCAAUUGAGACCAGGGUCUCAUUUUCAAUGGUGCCCUGAGGACAUCAAAUAAAAUAUUAAACUACAAGAUACAAUAACAAGUACAUUAGAACAUCAAAGGCAUCAUAAACAAAUGAUUAAAGUCAAUCAAAACAAUUGCACACCUUGGUGAACUAAUUUAUCAGGGUUUUAAACUGCCCUAGUGGCACCAGGGAAUCCAAAUGUAGUGAAUUUUGUAAGUUAUUGCAAAAAUGUGGAGCGUUAAAACUAAAAGCGGAUUUACCUAGUUCGGUGGAGACCCGAGGUAUCUCAAGAGUUAACCAACCCUCUGAACAGGUUUGGUAUCAUGUUUUUUUAUACUUUAACAACACAGUUAGGUAAGUCGGAAGCUUGUAUAGUAGAGCUUUGUAAAAAAAAAAAAAGGGAAGUGAUCUACAGGACUUUAAUGAGGACCAGCCAACCUUUUGAUACAGUGAUGCGCAUUAAAACUAACAGGAGUACAUAUAGUUUAGAUGCAGAUAAAACACUCAAUCCCAGGUCUCCACUAGUGCUGAGAAUCUUAUGUGAAAAUAAUAAUGCAGCAGACCAUGCAUCAGGUGACGUUGCGGUCAAAUGUCUCUUAUAAAUACAGGCAUAUCGCUGAGUGGAAAAUACAGGUAGACUGUAUCUGGGAGAAACGUGUGUGUGUGGAAAAUUAUGAUGAACACCAGAUUGAAAUUUUUUCUAUUUUCCACUCACAGAAAAAGGCAUGCAAUGAGGCCAUCACUAAGUUUGAGGAGGCGGCAAAAAGCAGAAGAGGUGAGAUCAUCAAGACUGCCAUGGACGAAGAGUGAUGGGGAAGAGACUGUGGACCUGUUUGAGUACUUUACAAAUGUUUUUCUGCUCGAGUAAUCACUGGUAGUGCAGUAGCCUAGUGUACAUAUUCUGUCUGUCAGCAUUAGGUAGGUGUGUUAUUAUCAAUAAAUAUUUUAUUUCCCAA
Molecule: messenger RNA, 3439 nt
Organism: Coregonus sp. 'balchen'
Lineage: Eukaryota; Metazoa; Chordata; Actinopteri; Salmoniformes; Salmonidae
Source: the annotation of a GenBank genome assembly